AUGAAAUUACUACCUACACUCGCAUCAUUAGUCGAUAAAUUUAUCUGGCCGAUGAUGUUAAACGAUGUUGCAGGAUUGAGAAAUAAACAGGAUCAAUUACAAAAAAUUUAUAGCAAUUUUAACUCUCAAUUAAAUUAUUUGAAAACGGAUUACACGGCUCGACGAAAACAUAGUUCAUCUCCACUGCCACAACUCUCUCCAUCGCAACCAACGUCGAAAGCAUCAAUAUGUGUAUUUACGGAAGUCGGAGAGUUAUGGAAUACAUCACAAAUACCCCAUUUUAAUAUUUUUCAUCAACAUGGAACUAAUAGAAGUGGUGGUGUAUGCAUAGCUAUUAGAAAACAUUUGAAAGGAUCAAGAAUCGACUUAAAUAUUGAAAAUACAAUUAUUGUCGAUGUCAAUGGCCUCUCUGAAACAGUUAGAAUAAUUGCUAUUUACUGGCCAGCAGACCAAACAAGAGUUUUAGAAGAAUUAGAGUCAUAUAUCACUAAAAAUACAAUCAUAACUGGGGAUUUCAAUGCAUCCGUAAAAGAAUGGGGUAGCACGUCGGCAGAUAAAAGAGGAAGAAUUUUGAAAGCUUGGGGGGAAAAAAACAAUCUUUGUUACAUUCCCUCAUUAUCAAAUUCUUCAAAACGUUCGAAUAGAAACAUCGAUUUAACAUUUACAAAUUUAGGAGGAACAAGGGGAGAGACUCUAAAGAUGGGUACCAGUGAUCACUGGCCAAUAAUGAUAACUUGUGAGAAUUUAGUAUUUGAUAAGAAUAGUAUUUUCCCCCACGUGCAUUGGAAGGCGUACGAAGCCAUUCUCACGUUGCUGCAAGAAUUUUGGCAAAGAGAGGAGAGUAGAGGGAUACCAGUGGAUGAUUGGUAUAUGAAUUAUGUACGCUUUCUUGCUGCUUUAAAAAACAGACUAACACAAUGGAAAGAAAAAGAAAAAUUCCGACCAGCUCUACCUCCUUAUCUUAUUCGGAAGCUGCAAGAAGUGAAACGAAUCAGAAAUAAAUAUUAUCGAGAGAGAAAAAUAUGUAUUAUAAAUGAAGAAACAAGAGUGCUACUGCGGGUGUUAACAAGAGAAGUAAAAAUUGAAAUUGCAAAAUAUAAGACGAGUAGAUGGCGAGAGUUUCUGUCAAAAAUUCAAGAAACAAAUGACAAUAAGGAGCAAGCGUUUUGGCUUUAUCUCUCACAAAUAUAUAAACAUAAAUCACUACCGCUUUCGAAACUAGACACCGGAACAACAGUAUUAAUGAAGGAGAAUGAAAUCAAGGAUGAACUUUAUCGUUACUACUCGGAACAGUUCCAAAUUCCAAAUACAAAUAUGUCAGAUCCUUAUGAAGUUCAGAUUGAUAUAGAGUAUUUAGAACUGAUGAAUAAACUAGUAUUGGCUAAUGAUAAGGUCGAAAUGGCAAACAUUGCCGAAAUAAAGAAACACUUAUCGAAGUUGAAGCCAAAAAAAUCAUGUGGAUUCGAUGCAGUGUCGAAUUAUAUGAUCAAAAGAAUUCCACCAGGUUAUAUUAGUUGUCUAGCAAAUUGCUUUAAUACUUGGUUAAAAGAAUAUAGGUAUCCAGAUGUUUGGAAAUUAGCUAAAAUAAUUACAUUGAAUAAACUUAAAGCAGGAGUACCUCGUUGCGAGCAAACACGACCAAUAUCACUUUUAGCAACACAUUCCAAACUUUUUGAGAAAAUUAUGCUAGAAAGAAUAAGACUAUGGACUGAAACCAAUAGUUCAGUUCCAAUCGAACAGUCGGGAUUUCGUCCAGGUUGUCUUCUUCCUACCAGAGUUCUAUCUAUAUAUCAAGAAGUCAAAAACAAUAUGACAGCUAAUACUCCAACGCUAGCAAUUUAUGUAGACUAUCAAAAGGCCUACGAUAAAGUGUGGCAUAAAGGGCUUAUCGUAAAAUCCAACAGACUCAGUAUUCCUUUAGGACUAUUAAAAUUAAUUGUAUCGUGGUUAAAUGAUCGGCGUGCAUAUGUUAUAUUUGGAGAGAACAAGUCGGAUAUAUUUUACACUUAUGUCGGUCUGCCUCAAUGUAGUAGUUUAAGUCCAUAUCUGUUUAUUGUCUAUCAUUGUGACCUAGUUGCAUGUGUAGGUGCUCAUUCUAGCCACAUAUUUGCGGAUGAUCUCAACAUACGCAUAUCUCCGCCAAUAUGCCGUGAUAUAAAACCAAUGAUUAAGUUUCUAGAAGAGGAAGGAACUAAAAUUUGUAACCAAAUAGCGAACUAUUCGAAAAAAUGGAAACAACCAGUUAAUGUAUCUAAAACAGUAGCACAGACUUUUCACACACAAGUGCAAAAUCCAGUAAUCAAUGUUUUUAUGGAUGGCAAGAAAUUAGAAGUAGUUAAAGAGUUUAAGUAUCUAGGCUUCGCCUGGACGAAUAAGAUGUUCUUAAAACCAACAAUUGAUAAAACUCUUGAGAAUAUUCAAAGAACAUUCAGUAAGUUAAGAUGGAUGAAAGGUGGUAAAACUGUCUCAACAGACGUUUUGAGAAGAUGUUUCUUUGCGUACAGUUUUCCGUAUUUUGUCUGGAUGUUUCCACUGUAUCCAUUCCUACCGAAAACCCAAAAAGAGUCGUUGUUAAGAAAGUUUAGAAACGGAUUAAGACUAGUUCAUCGCUGUCCCUUUGCUCGAGCAACAAACGUUCCACAAAUAACAAAAGAAGACUCUUUAGAAGACUAUGUAAAACGAUAUAUAAAGAAAAGAUUAGAACGAAUUGAAAAAUCAGAUUUAUGUCGCUCGCCCUUCUACAAUGAUAUUUUUUAUUGGGAUUCAUUCCAUAAAAAGCUUGUUAGCGCAGCCCCUUUGGGGCUGAAAUGUGGAACUCACAUAUAUCCCUUCGGCUUACUAAAAUAA
This is a messenger RNA of Rotaria socialis, 2847 nucleotides long. Lineage: Eukaryota; Metazoa; Rotifera; Eurotatoria; Philodinida; Philodinidae. The record is from the annotation of a GenBank genome assembly.